Molecule: messenger RNA, 4623 nt
Organism: Lodderomyces theae
Lineage: Eukaryota; Fungi; Ascomycota; Pichiomycetes; Serinales; Debaryomycetaceae
Exons: 1
Coding region: 1-4623 (1540 amino acids)
Biological process (GO): cell adhesion
Cellular component (GO): fungal-type cell wall
Source: RefSeq, a predicted model, not a curated record
AUGAUCAAACACUUGUUGCUCGCGGUACUAUUUGCUGCAUUCUCGCUCAUCGCAACCACUCAGGCUGCUGAGGUUAGCAACGUUUUCCAAAGUUUUGACAGUUUAAACUGGAAAAAUGCAGGAUCUUAUCCAUUCAGUACACCUGCAGCCCCAAGUUGGAUUGCAACCUUGUCAUGGGCAAUCAAGGGCUCAAACGUCAAAAAGGGAGACACCUUCACCUUGAAUAUGCCUUGUGUGUUCAAGUUCACUACUUCACAACCAAGUGUUGAUUUGGCUGUUGGAAGUACAGUUUAUGCCACAUGUAACUUUGCACCAGGUGAUUUAGUGGUUCCAUAUUCUCAAUUGAAAUGUACUGCUAGUAGCAACGUCAAGGCCAGCACCGACACCACCGGUACCGUGUCAUUUCCCCUUACUUUCAACGUUGGUGGAUCAGCUGGGCCCGUGGAUUUGCAAAACUCUCAAUGUUUCACACCAGGUACCAAUGAUGUUACAUUUUAUGAUGGUAAUAAGGCAUUGACAACCACAGCCUACUUUCAGGGUGGCUCCAACACAAACGCAAACACUCCAACCGAUCAAAGUGUCGUAUACGAUAGAGUUGUACCAAGUUUGAACAAGGAACAGUUGUAUGCGUUAGGUGGUACCUGUACCUGGGGGUUCAGAAGCGGAACUUUGGGAAUCACUGUCAAUGGUGGAGGUACACUCGAUUGUUCAAGUGUCCACGCAGCUAUUACAAAUAAUUUGAAUGCGUGGUACUUCCCCGAAACUAUAGAUGACAUUUCCGCGUAUACAACUUGUGAUGGGGGCUCUUUCAUGGUUUACUACAACAACAUUCCAUUCGAUUACAGACCAUUUCUUGAUAUUUUGGCAACACGUCAAACUGGUUCGCAAUUGCUGAUAACUUACACCAAUAGAUAUCGUUGUGUGGGCGACAUUUUCUCGCGCGACUACUCAAAAACAAGCACUUGGGGAGCUUACAACAACAACGAGGCUGGUGCUAAUGGUAACGAAGUUGUCGUCACCACCUCAACAUGGCUCGGAUCAACAACUGCAGUAACAACGUUGCCGUUCAACACAGCACAAGGAAAUACAAAGACAAUCGUUGUCGAAGUGCCAAUUCCAACUACAACUGUCACAUCAAGCUACACCGGAUAUUCAACAUGGACUACAACUAUCACUGCUCCUGUUGGUAAGACAGCCACCGUUGUGGAAUGGGAUCCAAUCACCCCAACUGGCCCAAAGCCAACAUCUAGUACACCUACAUCUUCAUCUACUUCAAAGCCAUCAUCUAGCUCGGCACCCACUAGUUCUUCACAACCACCUUCUACUUCAAAGCCAUCAACUAGUUCAGCAGCGCCAAGCUCUUCGCAAGCGCCAAGCUCUUCGCAAGCGCCAAGCUCUUCGCAAGCGCCAUCUACUUCAAAGUCAUCAUCGAGUUCAGCAGCGCCAUCGAGCUCGAAACCGCCAUCUAGUUCAGCAGCGCCAUCUAGUUCAGCAGCAGCAAGCUCAUCACAAGCAGCAAGCUCUUCGGUUCCUUUCUCGAGCUCGAAACCGCCAUUCAGUUCAGUACCGCCAAGCUCAUCGGCUCCACCAUCUAGUUUGGCCCCUUCAAGCUCGUCUCAAAUACCAUCAAGCUCGAAACCUCCAUCAAGUUUCGCACCACAAUCUAGCUCUUCAACACCAAGCUCGUCGCUUCCACUAUCUAGUUAUGCACCAUCGUCUAGUUCAACAGCACCAAGCUCUACAGAACCACCAUCUAGCUCAGAAGAGGCAAGUUCGUCUGAGCCACCAUCUAGCUCAGAGGAGGCAAGCUCAUUGGACCCAGAAAGCACAUCCGAACCAGCCAGCUCUACAGAACCACCAUCUAGCUCAGAAGAGGCAAGUUCGUCUGAGCCACCAUCUAGCUCAGAAGAGGCAAGCUCAUUGGACCCAGAAAGCACAUCCGAACCAGCCAGCUCUACAGAACCACCAUCUAGCUCAGAAGAGGCAAGUUCGUCUGAGCCACCAUCUAGCUCAGAGGAGGCAAGCUCAUUGGACCCAGAAAGCACAUCCGAACCAGCCAGCUCUACAGAACCACCAUCUAGCUCAGAAGAGGCAAGCUCAUUGGACCCAGAAAGCACAUCCGAACCAGCCAGCUCUACAGAACCACCAUCUAGCUCAAAAGAGGCAAGUGCAUCUGAGCCACCAUCUAGCUCAGCAGAGGCAAGUUCGUCUGAGCCACCAUCUGGCUCAGCAGAGGCAAGCUCAUCAGAACCAGAAAGCACAUCAGAACCAGCCAGCUCUACAGAACCACCAUCUAGCUCAGAAGAGGCAAGCUCAUUGGACCCAGAAAGCACAUCCGAACCAGCCAGCUCUACAGAACCACCAUCUAGCUCAAAAGAGGCAAGUGCAUCUGAGCCACCAUCUAGCUCAGCAGAGGCAAGUUCGUCUGAGCCACCAUCUGGCUCAGCAGAGGCAAGCUCAUCAGAACCAGAAAGCACAUCAGAACCAGCCAGCUCUACAGAACCACCAUCUAGCUCAGAAGAGGCAAGCUCAUUGGACCCAGAAAGCACAUCCGAACCAGCCAGCUCUACAGAACCACCAUCUAGCUCAAAAGAGGCAAGUUCAUCUGAGCCACCAUCUAGCUCAGCAGAGGCAAGCUCAUCAGAACCAGAAAGCACAUCAGAACCAGCCAGCUCUACAGAACCACCAUCUAGCUCAGAAGAGGCAAGCUCAUUGGACCCAGAAAGCACAUCCGAACCAGCCAGCUCUACAGAACCACCAUCUAGCUCAAAAGAGGCAAGUGCAUCUGAGCCACCAUCUAGCUCAGCAGAGGCAAGUUCGUCUGAGCCACCAUCUGGCUCAGCAGAGGCAAGCUCAUCAGAACCAGAAAGCACAUCAGAACCAGCCAGCUCUACAGAACCACCAUCUAGCUCAGAAGAGGCAAGCUCAUUGGACCCAGAAAGCACAUCCGAACCAGCCAGCUCUACAGAACCACCAUCUAGCUCAAAAGAGGCAAGUGCAUCUGAGCCACCAUCUAGCUCAGCAGAGGCAAGUUCGUCUGAGCCACCAUCUAGCUCAGAAGAGGCAAGUUCAUUGGACCCAGAAAGCACAUCCGAACCAGCCAGCUCUACAGAACCACCAUCUAGCUCAGAAGAGGCAAGUUCAUCUGAGCCACCAUCUAGCUCAGAAGUAACAAGUUCUUUGGAGACGUCAUACUCAUUGGAGGCAACAAACUCAUCCGGACCGACAAAUUCGUUAGAGGCUUCAAGUACAGUAGACAGCUCAAGCUCAUUAGAAGCAACAAGCUCUUCCGCCCAAUCAAUUUUGUCAGCACCUUCAAGUUCAACAGAAGUUUUUAGUUCAUCAGAAGCAACCAGUUCAUCAGCAUCAUCAAGUUCACAAGUAUCAAGUUCGGAAGGUUCAAGUUCAUCAGAACCACCAUCUAGCACUUCAGAUUUGCUGACCCUGAGUGACCUGUUGUCUACAAGCUAUUCUUUCUCCUCCAUAGUUCCACCUUAUCAAAACAGCACUAGCCCUGCACAACCAUCAUCAGUCCCUUCUACAUCAGAGUCUACAAUAACUUCUUUAAGUGUGUCAGUUGCAGAAUCUACAACUGCAAUCAGUGACUCAAUUUCCUCAAUUCAAUCUACAACCUCGCCAACACAAUCUGUAUCAAGCACUUCUAAUAAUGAAAAUGGGGGUCAGGUGACUACGGCAACUACGUCAACUACUUCGGGCAAUCCAAGUAGAGGUCAAGAGACAAUUACAACCACGCCAACAACAACGGGUAACGGUGGUCAAGAGACAAUCACAAUCACGCCUACAGAUGCAAACAACUCAGACUCAAGUACAUCUCAGACCGAACAAGCCACUUUAUCUACUGCUCUUUCAGCAUCUGGAGAUGAAUCAAGUAUAGGUUCAGAUAAUGGAUCAGGAAAUGGGUCAGGAAACGGAUCAGGUAUAGGUUCAGGCACUGGAUCAGGUAACGGAUCAGAAAAUGGAUCAGGAAAUGGAUCAGGUAACGGAUCAGGUAAUGGAUCAAGUAUAGGUUCAGGCACUGGAUCCGGCGACGAAUCAAGUAGUGGAUCAAGUAUAGGCUCAGGCAAUGGAUCAGAUAAUGGAUCAGGUAACAGUUCAGGCAACGGAUCAGGAAAUGGAUCAGGCACUGGAUCAAGUAACGGAUCAGGCAAUGGAUCAGGAAAUGGGUCAGGCAAUGAAUCAGGUAAUGGAUCAAGUAACGGAUCAGGUAACGGAUCAGGUAACGGAUCAGGUAACGGCUCAAGUAUAGGUUCAGGCACUGGAUCAGGCAAUGGAUCCGGCGACGAAUCAAGUAGUGGAUUAAGUAACGGAUCAGGCAAUGGAUCAGGAAAUGGGUCAGGCAAUGAAUCAGGUAACGGUUCAGGUAACGGUUCAAGUAUAGGUUCAGGCACUGGAUCAGGUAAUGGAUCAAGUAACGGAUCAGGAAAUGGAUCAGGAAAUGGAUCAAGUAACGGAUCAGGCUUUGUUUCCAUAGUAACAUCGAGUCAAUCCACCACUACUAAACACAACACUCCUAUCAUUUCGAGCUACGAAGGAAGUGGAUCUAUACAAAGAGCUUCUACAGCAUUAACUGGUCUUUUUGUCAUUAUAUCCAUGUUACUUUAG